GAAAUCCAAGCUUCCGCCGACUUGGCAUCGUUCCAUGGCAACAAGCUGCAAGUACGGAUCCUAUCGCUGACUAGAAGCCUUUAGUGAAUGGCACCUAGUCGGAAUGGGCGUAGAAUUGUUGACAACUGAAGCGUAUAAAAGAUGGGCCACGACUUGGACAAUAGUCACCACAGGUCUACCCUAUUGCCAUGUUCACUGCAUUGCUUCACUCUUUCUUGUAUGCAUUCUGUCUCUCAGCAGCUGUCGCUUCAGCUGCGCCAGGACUGUCUCUCUCCCUGUCCGGUGCUGAUUCUGUGGUUGAUGUCGAGAACCUUUCCGUUUCAGCCACCCUCACCAACACUGGUGACACGACUAUGAAGAUUCUCAAGGAUCCUUCUAGUAUCUUGUCGCCAACAUUUUCGACCAACACCUUCGCUAUCGACAGCGCCUCAGGUUCCCCGUCUUUCGUCGGUGUGAAGGUCAAAUACAAUCCUUUCUACGUCGUGAAAAAGAAUCGAGAAGAGUCUUUCAUCGUUCUUUCCCCGGGUGAAGCUGUCACCGUCGAUCAUGCCUUGGCCAACGCGUACAAUUUUACUAGAUCUGGGGAGACCUCAUACACUAUCGCGCCGUCCACGUUGUUCUACUAUAUUGACACCGAUACCAACGAGCUUAUGACUCUUAAUGCAGAGACCACGCAGAAACACACUGUUGAGCUCUCUGGUACCCUGGCUAUUGCCCGCCGUGAACUAAAAAAAAGGAUCACUUACGACAACUGCUCCACUUCAGAGCAAAGUACGCUCGUCAGUGCCGCUGCUGCAGCUCAGUCAUACUUGAAUAAUUCAUACAGAUACCUCGAUAAGAACACUUCGUCAACCACUCGCUAUACCACAUGGUUUGGCACAUACAAUUCGUCCCGCCACGCAGAGGUCCUCAGCCACUUCUCCAACAUGCUCGAUCACCCCUACGCUAACUACACAUACGAUUGUGGCUGCACUGAAGAAGCCUAUGCCUAUGUAUACGCCGACGACUUCGGUAUCAUUCAUCUCUGUGUUGACUUCUGGGAUGCCCCCCUCACUGGAACUGACUCCAUGGGUGGAACUCUAAUCCACGAGUCUUCCCACUUCACCAUCAUCGCCGGCACCGAAGACUACGUCUACGGCCAGACCGGUGCCGAAUCACUCGCUGAGAGCAAUCCCGACGAAGCCAUCUUCAACGCCGAUAGCCACGAGUAUUUUGCUGAGAACAACCCUUCGCUGGCUUAA
This is a messenger RNA of Guyanagaster necrorhizus, 1241 nucleotides long. RefSeq names its product peptidyl-Lys metalloendopeptidase. Bases 189 to 1241 code for a protein of 350 amino acids. The record is from RefSeq and is a predicted model, not a curated record. The transcript has 6 exons. Lineage: Eukaryota; Fungi; Basidiomycota; Agaricomycetes; Agaricales; Physalacriaceae. Gene Ontology annotation, molecular function: metalloendopeptidase activity.